AUGGGGAUAACCAUACGUCAGGCGACAAUCGAAGAUGUUCAAGCUAUGCAAAAUGCAAACUUACAUAACCUCCCUGAAAAUUAUCAGCUAAAGUACUAUAUGUAUCAUAUCCUCAGUUGGCCACAAGCUUCAUUCGUUGCCACAACAAGUACCAUAAAUUCCGAUGGACAAGAAGAAAAAGUCGUUGGGUAUGUUCUUGGGAAAAUGGAAGAUGAUCCAGAAGCUGAAGAUAAAACACCCCAUGGCCAUAUCACAUCACUAUCAGUUAUGAGGACAUAUCGUCGAAUGGGAAUUGCUGAAAAAUUAAUGCGCCAAUCGUUGUACGCCAUGUGCCAGCUGUUUGAUGCAAAAUAUGUUUCUUUGCAUGUUAGGAAAUCCAAUAGGGCUGCAUUGCAUUUGUAUAGAGAUUCAUUACAAUUUGAAGUACAACUGAUUGAAAAAUCAUAUUAUCAAGAUGGUGAAGAUGCAUAUGCUAUGAAAUUAGAGUUGGAAUUAGAGAAACUAUUACCAUCAUUGGCACAAAAGGGAGUUGAAGAUGAUUUAACUAAAGAUUUAUUAGAAGAAAUAGCUGUAUAA
This is a messenger RNA of Lodderomyces orthopsilosis Co 90-125, 576 nucleotides long. RefSeq names its product peptide alpha-N-acetyltransferase complex A subunit. Gene Ontology annotation, cellular component: NatA complex. Gene Ontology annotation, biological process: N-terminal peptidyl-glutamic acid acetylation. Bases 1 to 576 code for a protein of 191 amino acids. The transcript has a single exon. Gene Ontology annotation, molecular function: protein-N-terminal-glutamate acetyltransferase activity; protein N-terminal-serine acetyltransferase activity. Lineage: Eukaryota; Fungi; Ascomycota; Pichiomycetes; Serinales; Debaryomycetaceae. The record is from RefSeq and is a predicted model, not a curated record.